CGCAGAAACACAUCUCCAUUAGCGUUGUGUAGAAAGUAUCGAACGUUGCAGCCUGUCAAAUGUCUGGAACCCCGCCCCACCAUCAGCACGUUAGCGGCAUCUCCAUUCAGAACCAUUUGGCACGCGAUGAGUUGUUUGCUGGCUCGAACACAUCCCCGGAAGAGUUGAACCGGGUCCUCGAGGCGCUCUUCGUCUCUGACCCUUACCUCCAUCGCAAGCGCCGUAUCGCCGUCUUAGGGGAGCCAUUCCCAGACAGUUGCAAAUGGAUCACAUAUGAUGAGAAUUAUUCCGCCUGGCUAAAUGGCAAGAAUACUGGCGACAGGAAUUACAAUAGCAAUACGCGCGUGCUGUGGAUAUCUGGCGGUCUUGGUUCGGGCAAGACGAUGCUGUCUAUCUUCCUAACAGAAGAGCUGGAGAGCUACACAGCGCAGACAGACAACGCAGAUGUGAUUUUCUUCUUCGUCAUGAGCUAUGAUCCGCACAACACAGCCCUAGCACUACUUCGUGGACUUAUACAUCAAAUCAUCAAGAAGCGGCCACAACUGCUCAAGCACGCACUACCAUACUUUACGCCAGGCCAGACACAGGUAACGCUGUUGUCUGUAGACACACUAUGGCUCAUUUUCAGUAAGCUCAUCACUGAUGCUGAGCUUGGGACCAUGUUCUGCGUGCUUGACGGGAUUGAAGAGGGUGACAAGAGCAUAGCAGAAGAAUUACUACCUAAGAUUAUCAGCCUGCUCCAAGGUGGUACCUUACCAUCCGUAGAGGUUCCAAGAAAGAGCAUAUUCAAGCUAGUAAUGCUCAGUCGAGACAUGCCUGGCCUGCAAGACGUCCCAAGGAUAACGAUGCCAGACUUACUGGAUACCCUUUCAGAGACAUAUACCCGUACACUACUAAAAAUCCCGCUUCAGCAUCGGGAGGCUAGCCGGGAGAUAUUAAAGUGGGUAACGUUUGCCGCUCGCCCCCUCCGGCUGCAAGAGCUAGCGGCGGCGGUGCGCAUCCAGCCCCCUACCGAAAUGGCCAUCGAAGCAAUCAUCUCGCUGCAUAGUCCUCUGUUAAAGAUACAAGGGUGGGGCAGAGUCACCUUUGCCCACGAGUCUGCACAAGACUACCUGCAGCGCGAGCUGCGCGAUGACCAUGCAGUGCUAGAGGGAUUUCGACUCGAACCCAGCAGAGCGCAUUUUGACCUAGCACAAGCGUGCCUCGACUGCAUUGAGCAAAGCGACUUAUCAAGUCGUACAGAUCUCAAAACAGAGAGCAGGCAGAAAUCUGAGAAACCUGAGAAAUCUGCGUUAUUAUCCUAUGCUGUGAUGGAAUGGCACCAGCAUGCGAAUCAUUGUUCAAUGUUCGCGGCCCAGCUUUGUGACCCUGCUCGGCCAUUUUUCGAGGCGAAUUCUUCUGCACGGAAAUUUUGGUGGAACAAAUACACAAGAGGAGGCGUUUCAAAUCCUUCGGCACUGUAUAUGGCUUGCUCAUCCGGAGCCCUUACAUGGAUAGAAGCAAUACUUUCCAAGAACCAUAAAGAAACGAGAUCAGAUCAUGAGCUUGCAAAUCACCAAGAAGAUAAUUAUCAUGUACCAGAAGAAGUGUUAAAAGCGGCUGCCAGGAACGAAGAAAAUGGCGCAGAAGUCUUAUGGCUGCUUAUUGAGCGGCUAGGAGAUAGCAUUCAGAUCACGGAAGAAGUGUUAAAGGCGGCUGCCGGGAACACGAACGCGGGUGGUGAUGUCAUGGAUCUCCUCCUUAAUCAUCAAGAAGAUAUUCAGAUAACAGAGGAGAUAGUAGAGGCGGCCGCUAGUAAUAAAGCGAUUGGCCAGGAAGUCAUAUCUCUCUUGAAGAGACGACAAAACGCCUACCACCUAAGGGCGCAGGCACAAAGCACUGGCUCGUCAUUGAUAGAAGAGAGCCUUUCGCAUAUGGCAUCAUUCACUAUUUUUUCGUCGCAGGAAGAGAAGGCGACUGAAGCAACUUCAGUUUCGGGUCCUUGCGCAUUCUCAGUCUUCCAGUCUCGGAAAGAAGCUCCUGAACAGGACGACAAUGCUUCCGUGAUAUCUCAGGAUACUGUGGACAUGACACCAGAACAAGAUGCGGAGGUCAUUUUGAAAUUUGCAGAUGCUCUAUACGAGGGCACUCGGCACCUCGACUUUCCUUUUGAUGGGUCCAGCAUGAUUCAUGAUACGCUACUUGAGACUAAAAUCAAGGGGUUUAGUCAAAAGGUUAAAGACGAUAAUCCACGACAUAGCAAGGAACGGAAACCGACACGAAAGGUAGCGAAAGCCAUACAUCGUCUCAGCCUGGAUAUAUCGAGAAAUUUUGCACGGAAGCUGUUCAAUGAUGACUUGCAUUCUUCCGGAGCCGAAUCAGACAGCAUUCCGGAAAGACCCUUACUCCACUUUGAUAUCCCACAGGAGUCAAUGGAAGAAAAGAUUGAAAGAUUAGGACAUACCGAUGUUGAAAGUCCGACAACUGUGGUCGAGACACGCCAUGACCAGGGAUAUGAUUCAGAAAGUUCAGAUAGUUCGGAUUCUCUGUCUCCGAUAACACAUAUUCGGCCUGACUUCGAAAGCUUGUAUGGGUAUUUCAAAGACCAUCCCGCUUUUGGGGCACUGAUAUUGGAUAUACAACAAUUGAUGAAGCACUUCCACUAUGAUGCUCUGGACCAUAUACGGCACAGUGUGUCUCAGGUCACGGAAAACGCAUCAAACUCAACUCUGCAUUCCGAAAGAAUAUUCGAAGCUCAGUUCCACGCAGACUGGAACCUGUUGCGUUUUCUGGAAGAGCGUCGAGCUUACGGGUUGAACGGUGAUUUGGGCUCUGCCCUGAUAAUUACAGGCAACACACAGGCCGCACAGCUCGAAACAGUUGCACAAUACCUUCUCCAGACGUGGGAUGUACAUUGCGAUGCUCUCCUACCUGCACUUCAGGAAGCAAUUUCUGGCUCACACGGUAAGAUUUCCAUUUCAGAAUCUUUUCACGUCCUAUCCGUUAGCACAUUUGAUCUUAAUGCAUUGACCGCAGUGCCGAAUUCUGACGAUCAAUCUUUGGAUACACGAAUCGUUUUCACUGAAGGUAAAGUCUCAGCAUCAGUCACAGGGCCAAAAGAUUUCCUAGUUGCUGUGGCCCAACAACUAGCAUGGCUGGGUGCCACCUGUAGACCUCGUGAAGAACAAUUGCCGUCCGAAACACGCCAACAUCCAUACUACCACGACACCAUUUUGACACAGGACAAUACUGAACUCAAUGAGUUUCGUAUAUCGUAUGUCAAAGUGCUGGUUGACGAAGACGAGGCUUCACAGUCCUGGACCUGUCUACUCGAUGGACCGUGCAUUGCUUCUGGCUGUCCCAUCAGCGUGCGCUCGGAAGACGAGGCUGGAUUACAAUUACCAUCAGACUUCUUAGGCACUAAAGAAACAGCCUUAGAAGUACUGACGGUCAGGGGUACAGCACCAGCUGGGUCUUCGACAAAAUGUUUCAUCAACGGUUGGGGAAGCUACAAUUUCGAAAAGGAAUUUCAGAGUUCGGAGCAACCCAGAAGUUUGAUUUUUCUGGAACAGAAACUCAACAGCAAUAUUUCCGUACUGGCAUAUUAUCGACAAUCUCUGAUGAAUUUGGCAAAGAGACACAAGCAGACUGGUACUGAACACAGGCUCCCGUCAAGUAACAAAUUACCUCAUGUCGUGUCUGAGUUGCUGGAUACUGACCCAAGUUCUAUCGACUGGUCUUAUGGGCAUGCAAUCAGCUUUUCUAACAAUCUCAAAAGCAAAUUUGAAGAUUGGACGAGAGAAGAGUGGGACUGGUGGCCGUUCAGGCACCCACAGAGAGCGCUUCGUUCUAGCGAAGCACGGCUGUACUGGACUUGUGUAUGCGGAGAGAAAAGAUGGGCAGAAGUCCCAGCAGACUUCGCAAAGAGGGCAACUCGAAUUGCCAAAGCAUGCCGUCUUAAAAUUGGACGACUUGCACAUUCCACACCGGGUCAAGCCUCUGCAGGGACACCUUCACAGGCACAGCCAUCUAUUGCAAAUCCAUCAAGCAGUAACAUCGCACAAAGCUCAUCAAGUCAAAGUCAAAAAGUCAGCGGGCCUGGUUCGCCCUCCAAUAACCCCAACAUUGGAUGCAGCUCAAGCACCCCCAUUAGCACCCCUUCUUCAACCUUACCUUCUCAACACGUAUUUCUUCUAGUGACCUCUGGCAACGAUUUUCGUCUUGCUCAGAUCAGAGUCGACAAUAUCGAAACAUACAAGUUCUUCCACGAAUUGCGACGCCGAUACAACAGUCUCCGGCCUUUUUUGAGAAGGUGGCUCAGCAUUUGGGUCUAUUCUCACUGUGAUUUCUAUCAGUGCGACAAGUGGGAAGCUUACCUUUACGAGCCUCGACGAGAGGAAUUCCCAAAUGGUGUAGAAUACCAGUAUGCGCCGCGCCCUAUGGAUCCUAUGCCGCCAAUCACUCCGCACCAGUUCUAUCAUCGCUUCCACGCUUGCUACGAUCCGCGCCCAUACUUCCAUUUCUACCACAAAUGCAGAAGCUUCAACAAGUUCACUCGAGACCAUCUGAGAAUGAUACCAAAGCGUGAAUUGACUAUCGUCGAAGGUUCAGACAAACAAGAGGCUUUCUGGGGAAUAUUUGCACGCGAACGACCGUCGAUACUUCGCCUUCUGCUUUACAACUUCGCAUGCGCGCUACCCUGCAUUAUUUUCUUCUUCAUGUGGCUCUUUUCAUGGGGGCAUAGUGGAGAUUUGCAAACUGCCUCGGUUCCUAUUUCUGUUAUGCUGGCAUUGCUUUCGGUUUUUUGGAGCAUUUUCUUUGCCCAUCUGGAAAUCAACCAGGGAGAUAACAGAUCUCGGAUGUGA
Molecule: messenger RNA, 4844 nt
Organism: Exserohilum turcica Et28A
Lineage: Eukaryota; Fungi; Ascomycota; Dothideomycetes; Pleosporales; Pleosporaceae
Exons: 4
Coding region: 60-4844 (1594 amino acids)
Source: RefSeq, a predicted model, not a curated record